Molecule: messenger RNA, 1665 nt
Organism: Plasmodium yoelii
Lineage: Eukaryota; Apicomplexa; Aconoidasida; Haemosporida; Plasmodiidae
Product: methyltransferase, putative
Exons: 1
Coding region: 1-1665 (554 amino acids)
Biological process (GO): rRNA base methylation
Cellular component (GO): nucleus
Molecular function (GO): 23S rRNA (adenine(1618)-N(6))-methyltransferase activity
Source: RefSeq, a predicted model, not a curated record
AUGGUACAAUUUGUGAAAAGAAAAAAUAAGGAUGACAGCCACAAGAGGCAUCGACAUAAUCGAUAUUCUAAUUUAAUGCAUGAAAGAAAUAUUCACAAAAGUUCUAUAACAAAUUUUGAAGAAUUGGGGGAAAAAUAUGCAUAUUUAAAUAGGUAUUUAAUUGUGAAUAAAAAGGGAAAGAAAUUUUAUAACUUUGAAAAAACAAUAGCUACCUAUGUUUUAAGUAAAGCUUUGUUAAAAGAGCAUUAUAAUCUUCAUUUUUUUCUGCCAUAUAUAUAUGUUGAAAAGUUAUAUCAUAAAAUUGAUGAUAUUAUUACAUCAUCGUCACAUAAUAAUAAUAAUAAACAAUAUUUUUUGUAUUAUAAUGAAGAGGAAUUAUAUGAUAUAAGAAAAAAUUCACUUUUGGAAGCAUAUAAUGAAUACACAGAUAAUUUGUUACAUCUUAUUGAUGCAUAUGAAGAAGGCAUACAAAAUAAAAUUAACAAAGAAAUAACAUAUCCUAAUUUGAAAAAUCAAAAUGACCAACCAAAAAAUAAUUUUUUAUGCCCAUGUGUACCUGGGAGAGCUAAUUACAUUCAUAUAAUAGCAGACCUUACAAUUAUAAAUUCUUUAGAAAAUUAUAAGGAUAAUAUAAAUACAUACAUAUAUAGAAACAAUAAUGAUAUUAAUAAUACCCCAAUAUUAUUAUAUGGAAAUAUAAUAAAAGUUUUAGAUGUUGGAGUUGGGGCAAAUUGCAUAUACCCCCUUCUAGGGAAUAUUGUCUAUAAAUGGUCUUUUAUAGGAGUAGAUAUAAAUAUAGAUUCUUUGAAAUAUUCUUAUAUAAAUAUCAUAUUAAAUAAUAAAGAAAAUGAUAUCUUGUUAAAGUAUCAACAUGAUAAACAUAAAAUAUUUUUAAAUGUAAUUAAACAUUCGGAUUUAUACUUUUUCACAAUGUGUAAUCCUCCUUAUUAUACAUUACUGGAAGAAUUUAACAAAAACCCUUUUAGAAAUGUAGAAGCAAAUAUAGAUGAAGUAGUAUAUUAUUCUGAAAAUAACAAUGAGGAGAACUGUAACGAUGAAAUAGCAAACAUUAAUGAUGACAAUAAAUAUGAUAUAUGCAAUAAUGUGAGCUCUUAUAAUGCACAUGAACAAAUUAGUAAUAAUAAUAAAAUGAAAGAAAACGAAGAGAAUUAUAAUUCUCCUAAAAAUGAUAAUAAUACACCUUUUAUAGGACCAAGAAAUAGUAAUAUGGAUGUAAAAACAAAAGACAUAAAUAGUCAUUUACAUAAAGGAGGAGAAUAUAAAUUUAUUAUGAAAAUGAUUAAUGAAAGUAAAAUAUUUUUUUACAAUGUAAUAUGGUUUACUACAUUAGUAUCAAAAAAAAGUAAUGUCAAAUUAAUAAAAAAUGAAAUAAUACAAUCAAUGAGAUUAUAUAGUGUACAUAAAAAAAAACAAAUUAAUUUCUUAAACGAUGUAAUAACAAAUAAUUUGUAUUUUGAUAAAUUUUUUUAUUUUAAAAAUAUUAAUAGUAGUUCCUUUCCAUUGUAUAUAUCACAAUAUAGAAUAUUUGAGUCAUAUACUGGAAGAAUAACUCGAUGGAUUUUAUGUUGGUCAUAUUAUAAUGAAUCACAAAUUAAUUAUUUAAAAAAAAAGUUUUACGAAAAAAAUAUUGAAAACCCCACAUAG